Molecule: messenger RNA, 1186 nt
Organism: Hippocampus comes (tiger tail seahorse)
Lineage: Eukaryota; Metazoa; Chordata; Actinopteri; Syngnathiformes; Syngnathidae
Gene: ormdl2
Product: ORMDL sphingolipid biosynthesis regulator 2
Exons: 4
Coding region: 98-559 (153 amino acids)
Cellular component (GO): endoplasmic reticulum membrane
Source: RefSeq, a predicted model, not a curated record
GGAAAUGAGGCGUUUGACAGAUACUUAAGGGACAGCCCUAAAGGGCGGGUCUAACGCGAACGAGUUAUUUCCUGGUCACCAACUACAACACGCGAAGAUGAACGUGGGCGUGGCUCACAGCGAGGUCAACCCCAACACGCAGGUGAUGAACAGUCGCGGCAUCUGGCUGGCUUACCUGCUGCUGACCGUCGUGCUGCAUGUGGUCCUGCUCAGCAUUCCUUUCUUCAGCGUGCCGCUCGUCUGGACGCUCACCAACGUCGUACACAACCUGGCGAUGUACCUGUUCCUGCACACAGUGAAGGGAACGCCCUUCGAGACGCCCGAUCAGGGCAAAGCCCGCCUGCUCACGCACUGGGAACAGAUGGACUACGGCAUCCAGUUCACCGCCUCACGCAAAUUCCUCACCAUCUCACCCAUUGUGCUGUACAUUUUGGCCAGUUUCUACACAAAGUACGACGCGACGCAUUUCUUGAUCAACACAUGCUCCCUUCUUAGUGUCCUUUUGCCAAAGUUGCCACAGUUCCAUGGAGUGCGAAUAUUUGGAAUCAACAAAUACUGACAAAUGAACGCUGGAAUGUGACGAAUACAAACACUGGAAUUUCACUGUUUUUUUUUUUUGGGGGGGGUGUUUUUUCUUGCGUUAUUUCCUCUUACGUCUGGAAGCUCUUUGUACUGUAUACAUGUUGAAAAUACUGUGCACUAUUAUCAGUGGGCUUUUAUUCAAUGACAUGAUUUGCUCUUGCUGUGGACAAAGCAACACUUUUAACCUGCAGCAGCUUUGCCCAUUAUUUGAGGAGUAUCAGUUACUGGACCACUCUUUUCCCUUCUUUUUGGGGGGUUUCCCUCAUUAUGGUUUUAGACAGCUUUUAUCUAAAACCAAAAUGAGGACUUUAUGUCUGCAUCAGGACUGGCCGCAAGUCUGUAAAGUUUAGGCUAUUAAUUAAUGUGAAUAGUUUCUUUUCAUUGUGAGAUUCCACCUUUUCAUGUGCGUGUUUUUGUGAACUAUUCUGGUUUGCAUUUUACAUGAAGGCAAUAAAUAUUUGCUUUGCCUAAAAUGAGAAUUGAAUUACUGAACCCCCAGUUAUAAGUGCAUAAACAAUGUAGAGUAACCAUAACCUCAUUUCAGUAUUAUUAGAUAUACACAAUUGCUUCUCCAUUUGAUAGUUAUUACAAAGCGAUUCCACAA